AUGCAAGCCCCAGCAACAUUCUCAAUGUCUCCAAGCAUCAGAUACAUGGAACUCGAUAUCCAAAAUGCCAUAAAUGCUGUCAAAAAUGGCAUAUCGGUGAAGAAAGCUGCCCUUCUGUCUGGUGUUCCUCGCCAAACACUCCAGGAUCGACUGCACGGUAAAGCAACUUCAAUGAAAAUUGCAAAAGAAAGGUUCCAACGCUUCUCUCCAAGCUGGGAAGAAUGCAUAUCUUGUUGGGUCUUUUUCAAGACAGCGGAGGGCCAGCCUCCAACGAAUCAACAAAUUAAAGAAUUCGCCCAAGGCCUCCUCCGUGAGGAAGACGAAAAACCUCUUGGCAGGAAUUGGAUGACAGGCUUUCUGCAUCGUAAUCGCGGAAUUCAGAUUAUACGCUGGCUAUCAGUGCCGAUUACUCUUGAAUUACCGCAUGAUAGCCAGGUUUCAUACCACUGGCACAAAGCGUUGUAUUCCCAACGUAUCAUCUUCGAUUUGGCCAAGCGUGAGACUCAGCAGCUUUCUACUUCCGAAUUUGACUUUCGGGGAGCCACACAGACCUAUCAGACUCUUAAAUGCUCCAUAAUGCAUUUCAAUGAUAAAGAUUUCGCCAAUGGCGGUCUAAUUCUUAUGAAAGCAUUUAAAAUUCUUGAGGUUGAGUUGUCUGAAGGCAACUUCAAUGUCAUUCAAGAUAUCUGUUUGAACCUCCUUGGGACCCUUGUCCGUUACAAUUAUCCUGACGUCGGUACUAUAAUGCUCCAGCAUUGCAGUAAAUUAUUCAGGAUAAAGGACGAACAACACCCAUAUUGCUCUUUCUUCGAAUGUUUGACCAAAGUUUUUGGUAACAACAAAGCUCAAUUAGAGUACUACCUUCCGCUACUUACUAGGCUCUACGCUGAAGAGCUCGAGUAUUUACGAGGCCGCACCGACCGAAGUUCCAUACAAGCAAAACGCCGAGAUCGCCAAAUUGUACGGGAUUCCAAGAAGGUAGCUACAACCGAGGACACUGACGAAAUGAUCAUUUCUUCUGAAAGCCUUCUGAAGUUGGUUAUCUCACAGCUCGGGCCUCUUGACGACAAAACUCUACGGAUUGAAAAUGAGACUCUAAGAAUGCAAAGCUAUGUCGGCAAAUACGAACCGAACUAUAUCAGCAGGGUUGAGCAAUCAAUCAGUAAGAUUGAAGAAUGUUAUGCGUCUGAACAGGUGCCCUUUAAGGAUUGGAGCAAGUCACACCAAUCUGCGUUCCUACGCUUCCUAGAACGGAAGUUCGACUAUUAUAAACACUCCAACGACCAUAAUGCAGCAAUAAAAACGGCAGGAUGUAUUUUGGAAAACGAAGGUUACCAGACCGAGCGCUGGAUUGUGUUUUCCCUCCAGUUCGAAUCGUGGCUCCGAGACAUAGGAGACACGGAGCCGUAUUCGUACAUGUAUUAUCGACUGGAGCGGCUCAAGUCGAAUUAUUAUCAGAAGCUAGCAGAACUAUCUACCGAGGGUCAAGAUCUACAGCCACGAACGAUUUCUGAGCUACGUAGGCUCAACUUAUACUAA
Messenger RNA from Trichoderma breve, 1539 nucleotides. RefSeq names its product helix-turn-helix, psq domain-containing protein. The transcript has a single exon. The coding region runs from base 1 to 1539 and encodes 512 amino acids. NCBI's taxonomy places the organism in Eukaryota, Fungi, Ascomycota, Sordariomycetes, Hypocreales, Hypocreaceae. The record is from RefSeq and is a predicted model, not a curated record. Gene Ontology annotation, molecular function: DNA binding.